Molecule: messenger RNA, 1416 nt
Organism: Cinclus cinclus
Lineage: Eukaryota; Metazoa; Chordata; Aves; Passeriformes; Cinclidae
Product: protein YIF1B-like
Exons: 5
Coding region: 417-878 (153 amino acids)
Biological process (GO): endoplasmic reticulum to Golgi vesicle-mediated transport
Cellular component (GO): COPII-coated ER to Golgi transport vesicle; endoplasmic reticulum membrane; endoplasmic reticulum-Golgi intermediate compartment
Source: RefSeq, a predicted model, not a curated record
UUGAUGUAUUUUGGGGUGUUUUGAGGUGUUUUUGGCCGAUUUUGGGCUGUUUUUGGCCGAUUUUGGGGUGUUUUGGGAUGAUUUUGGGGUGUUUUUGGCCGAUUUUGGGCUGUUUUUGGCCGAUUUUGGGCUGUUUUUGGCCGAUUUUGGGCUGUUUUUGAUGUAUUUUGGGGUGUUUUGAGGUGUUUUUGGCCGAUUUUGGGCUGUUUUUGGCCGAUUUUGGGGUGUUUUGGGAUGAUUUUGGGCUGUUUUUGAUGUAUUUUGGGGUGUUUUGAGGUGUUUUUGGCCGAUUUUGGGCUGUUUUUGGCCGAUUUUGGGCUGUUUUUGCCCCCCAGGACUGGCAGGUUCGGUACCAGCAGGACGCUCCCGUCGCUCCUCGCUUCGAUGUCAACGCUCCCGACCUUUAUAUCCCAGCCAUGUCCUUCCUCACCUACAUCCUCCUCGCCGGCCUCGCUUUGGGCACCCAAAACAGGUUUUCUCCCGACAGCCUGGGUUUGGUGGCGAGCUCAGCCCUGCUGUGGUUGCUGCUGGAGAUCCUGAGCGUUCUGCUGAGCCUUUACCUGGUGACCGUGAGCACCGACCUCACCCCCAUCGACCUGCUGGCCUUGGCUGGCUACAAAUACGUGGGGAUGAUCGUGGGGCUCGUGGCCGGGCUGCUGCUCGGGGGCCUCGGAUACUGCGUGGCCCUGAGCUGGUGCUGCCUCACGAUUUUUGUGUUCAUGAUCCGGACUCUGAGGCUGAAGCUGCUGUCGGAGGCGGCGGCCGAGGGCGUUUUGGUGCGCGGUGCCAAGAACCAGCUGCGCAUGUACCUGACCGUGGCCAUCGCCGCCGCCCAGCCCCUCUUCAUGUACUGGCUCACCUUCCACCUGCUCAGGUGAGCAGGAAUCCUGAGACCCCAAAUUCCUGAGGGGGGGAUUAAAAAAAAAAAAAAAAAUCUCCAAAAUUCCAGAGUUUUUCCCCCCCGAGAAAAAAUUCCCGCGGUUUUCGGUCGCGUCGAUAAACGGAAUUUGAAGAAGUUUUGGUGGAUUUGGGUUGAAUUUAUGGGGGGGAUUUUGGGAGGAAUUCUGGGGUUUAUCCCAGUUUUUGGAAGGGGUGGGAGAUGGCCCAGAAUUCCCAAAUUCCCAGGAAAAAUCUCCAAAAUUCCAGAGUUUUUUCCCCCCCAAAAAAUUCCCGCGGUUUUCGGCCGCGUCGAUAAACGGAAUUUGAAGAAGUUUUGGUGGCUUUGGGUUGAUUUCUUUGGGGAAUUUUGGGAGGAAUUUUAAGAGUUUAUCCAAAUUUUUUGAGGGGGUUGUGUAGUUGGGAAUGCCCCUGAAUUCCCAAAUCCUGAAAAAAAAUCCCAAAAUUCCAAAGAUUUCUCCCCCCCCAAAAAAAAAUUCCCGUUCUUCUCUGUCGCUUCAAUAAAUGGAAUUUGAAGAA